This is a messenger RNA of Exophiala bonariae, 672 nucleotides long. RefSeq lists its product as uncharacterized. Gene Ontology annotation, cellular component: endoplasmic reticulum. Gene Ontology annotation, biological process: ergosterol biosynthetic process. The coding region runs from base 1 to 672 and encodes 223 amino acids. The transcript has a single exon. Lineage: Eukaryota; Fungi; Ascomycota; Eurotiomycetes; Chaetothyriales; Herpotrichiellaceae. The record is from RefSeq and is a predicted model, not a curated record.
AUGAUUGUCAUCGGGCUCAAGACUCACAUCCGCAUUCGCAAGGCGAGAUGGUACAUAUUCGACACCGUCAAAUUGCAGCAUCUGGUCGAUGAGAGCCUGAGCCUCCACCCAAAUUCCACAGCAGGAGUGGUGAACCACAUCGUCAGCACCCUUCGCGAGCAAUAUGGCCCAGACAUGAUCGCUGAGAGCCCGUUUCCAGCAAUCAGUGCGGACGGAGACGCCAUCUCGCCAAUUUCACCAUAUUCGUCCAAGUGGGUGUUCAACAAUGCCGGCGGUGCGAUGGGAAGCAUGUACAUCAUUCACGCCAGUAUUACCGAAUACCUGAUCGUGUUUGGCACGCCGUUGGGGACCGAAGGCCACAGCGGGCGGCACACGGCCGACGACUUCUUUUACAUCCUCGAAGGCGAGGAGUGGGCGUACACGGCCAACUCGCUGGUCGGGGAGAAGUACCCCAAGGGGACGAUGCAUCAUCUUAGACGUGGCGAUAUCAAGCAGUAUAAGAUGCACGAGGGCUGUUGGGCGCUCGAGCUCGCCCAAGGCUGGAUUCCCCCAAUGCUGCCGUUUGGAUUCGCGGAUACUCUGUUUUCAACUUCGGACUUUCUCACGUUCUCAAAUACCGUCUGGUUGACUGCGAAGAGUAUGCUUCGGUGUUUGUCGGUUGGGAAGAUAUAG